GAAAGAACAAGAAGGACAGAAAGCACAGAGUGGCAGAAAUCUUAGCAGAGAACAGACGUAAGGUCUUUAAACUUCACACCAGACCUUGGAUGGGAACUAUAAAGAAGUUUCAAUGUGAACCUUCCUUUUACGCAGUCUAGAUCUUAGUAAACAUGACAUCAGUCUGGCUAUCAGUACUUGUUGUCCUGUGGAUACAUAUGAACGGCUUGCUAAAAGGGGCUAAAGCAUGUGGUGAGGUGAAAACAUCUUCUUCUGAGGUGCCUGUCGGCUCGUCCAUAUCAGCAUCCUGCCUCAUUAACAACGACUGCCCAUUGACUAAAGGCAAAAACUUUAGUGUGGAGUGGAAGAUUAACAACGAUUUGGUCCCCAGUAAUCUUUCCUACCUGGAGAGUAACGGGACAUAUACCGUAGUUAUUCCCCACAUUCCGGUUGCGAGGGCUGUCAUUACGUGCAGCGUUUGUGUAGAAGACAACUGCCAAGUAGUGGAUGGAAGCCUAGUCAAAGUGGCAUAUCCGCCUCCCAUCCCAACGAACCUGAGCUGUGUCCUAAAUGUAAACAAUCCGGCCAGAAUGCUGUGUCAAUGGGAUCCUGGUCAGAAAAUGGAAAACAUUGAUUUAAACUACACGCUUCACACCAAAAUAAGUGCAACUUCAAAAAGGUGUUCCUAUAUGCUACCUUCUGGGGUGCAUUCCUACUGGAUUCCUCGACAAAAUAUGUCGUUAUUUUCUGAAAUGGAGAUUUAUGUGGAGGUAAAAAACAGCUUCUGGAAUACCAGCUCUGCACGUCUGCUGUUGAUUCCAACGAAGACAGCAAAGUAUGGCCCUCCUGAGAUUCAGGGGAUUGAAAACAAUGAGCUUGGAUGUUUGGAGUACAGAUGGAGUCUCAUAGCGUCUCAGAACUGGUUUAUGUGUACCUUUGAUGUGGAGUUAAGUCUGAAAGAAGUUAACAAUCAGCUUGCAAAAGAGUUGGUUAUCUCCAAGAAAGCACGACAAGGAAGCACAAUAAAAGUGUGUGAUCUUCUUCACUGGACAAAUUACAGCACCAAAGUCCGAGUGAGGUAUUCCAAUCUAUGGAGUGAAUGGAGUGACCCAAAAGUAGCCACCACACUUGCAAGGGCUCCAAGUGGUCGUCUGGACACAUGGCUUAAAGUACCAGCUGAUGGUGGUGUUACUGCACAGCUGUACUGGAAGCCAUCACAACAAUUUCGUGCAAAUAGCGAGAAUCUCUCAUAUAUUAUCGAAUCAAAGAAGCCUAAGCAGACUUUGUGUGUUACAACUGAAGACCACUGCUUUUUCAAUAUCAGUAAGUGGGUUCAAAAGGUCUACCUGACAGCACGUAAUAGAUGCGGAAAGUCUACUCCUACUGAAGUGCCAGUGUAUCGUAAGAAAGCACUGGACCCUGUGUCGAAUCUAAGUGUGCAUUUCCAGUCUAACACAUCAGUGUUGUUAGUAUGGGAAAGCUUGGUGUCCUCUCGUGUCAUGGGAUACGUGCUGGAGUGGAGAUCUCUCACCGAGUCACCAAAACUCUUCUUUACACUGCUGACAAAAAAUGACUCAAGUACUGUAGUAACAGGGUUGGAGCCUUACAAGCCUUAUGAAAUCUCUAUUUAUCCCAAGUAUGUGGACGGUAUUGGACGUUCUCUUACUGUAAUAGCAUACACAAGUGAGACAGCACCAUCUGUCGCCCCAAAGCUGACAAUUAAAGAAAUUCAUUCUUCAAAUGUCCAACUUGUGUGGGAUGAAAUUCCACUUAAGCAGAGAAAUGGGAUCAUUCAGGGAUAUACCAUUUUCAUUUGGGAUGAAAAGAACCAUAUUGAAAUUAUAAAGACCAAGAUGACAAAGGUUUUGAUGAAAGAUGUUCAGCCUUUCUCCACAUAUAAUUUCCUUAUAUCAGUCCAUACCCUGGGUGGGACUUUAAACGGAACAGUUGUGACCCUCAAAACUAAACAAAUUGGCCAUAUUGAAAUUCUGCUCUUCGUGAUACCUGUGUGUGUUGGGUUUGCACUACUCAUCCUCAUUGCUGUGUUUGCCUGUCUCGGCAAACAUGAACGCUUGAAGAUGUGUUUGUGGCCUAUAAUUCCUGAUCCUGCCAACAGUAGUAUUAGGAGAUGGACCACAACAGAAUCAUUGCAGGGCAUGCCCCCAUUCAAAGAAGACAAGGACCCUGUGUUGGUGUAUCUAUCUCAUUUUAGUCUUCUGGAUCUUUCUGAUAAAGAGAUAUGCAACAGUGACUACGUUAAGGGCAACCUGUGGUCACAUGACAGCGGCAGCCGUGAUGAAGGUCACAACUUAUUCCAGACCCCCAGCAGUUAUGACUCACAGCAGGACACAGACUCUGUCCCUUACGCCACUGUUGUCUUCAGUGGUCCUUAUCAAAACCAGACGGGCUCUCCACCAACCUACCUACGCUCUGAGUCCACACAGCCUCUCUUAGGGAUGGAAGAAUCUGGUAGUCCUCCACCAUAUGAGAAUUUGUCAGAGAGUGUUUCUAAAGUAAACUACUUUACUACGUUUCGUCUGGAGCCCACUAAGAACGAAGUAAUUUGGGAGGAUUUUCCUAUGCUCAGAUCCUUAGAGAUCAGGAAUAGUAACCAAAUCUAAACUCAAAGUCAACGAAUGCAUCUUUACAGUUUAUGCUUGUUUUAUAAUGUUAAGCUUUAAUGUGUGUUUGGUUAUAUUUUAAAUGGAGUAUCAAUUUUUGAGUAUCAAGGUAUGAAUUUUAGUGUCAAAAGAAACAAACAGGAUCUCCAAAAAUUAUUUGGAUUCUUGUGUAUGUAUGUGUAUGAAUGCUGUUGGUUAAAAAAAGAAUAUUUCAACAAAAAAAUAUUUCAUUGUUUACAUAAGGACUUCUCUAUAUACUGUAUCAAUAUAUUAACAAUUUCA
Messenger RNA from Misgurnus anguillicaudatus (oriental weatherfish), 2882 nucleotides. The record is from RefSeq and is a predicted model, not a curated record. Lineage: Eukaryota; Metazoa; Chordata; Actinopteri; Cypriniformes; Cobitidae.